AUGGCGGUCACCGUCUUACCGGCCAGCUCUUUGACAGAGUCCGUUAAACAGGCCCUCCGUUCAACAACUACAUGUUCGGACGCUACCGUGUUGUCCCUCCAAUCACUCCUCCGCGGGUCGCCAAAGAUGCCCGAGAAACCCACGAAACGCACAAAAUCGACAAGAGAACCGCCUGGGACCCCGAGUCGAACGAGAACUACCCGCGCAACGAAGACGAAACCAGCGAAUGAUGUCGCGCUGCAAUCAUUAGCUGACCACGAGGCCGCGGCUUUGUCAUGUCAGGAGAAGCUGGUCUUUGCUACGGAGGUGUUCAAUGCUACAUUAAGGACCCUCACGGAUGCCGCAAAGAUAUCUACAGCAAAGCGCCAGAGUAGUGCCUCCGAUACUGCCAAUGGCCCCGACGCGGGCAUCGUCUCGGCUGCGGAGUGCGCCAGGCUUUCUUUGUCAACACUGCGAACUCUUAAAAAUGACUCUGGGAAUGACCAGUUCCCGAACUUGCAGCUUGAGCAGGGACUGUGUGUUCUUGCGGGCAAGCUUAUCUCCUUGGGAUUGAAUGACAUGGCAUAUAAAGAGCUGAGACUUUUGAAGCGGAGAAUCCAACAAUAUCUGGACGGUGGAAAGGCCGGGAAAAAGACUACAGAGGCGAAAGAAAUGGGGGAGGAAGAAGCUUCGAAAGAACGGAUGUCGGAUCUCUUGACGUUCGCUCACAUCUCGAACGCCAAAUCGCUGUACGGCUUGCUUGUUCCUUUUCACUCGAAUGUGAUGCGGCUAUUUGCUACGGAUAGGAGAGCAUCCACAAUCCAGAAGGUCUAUCCUUCUUUGCAGCUUUCUGAUUUGAGUAGUCCUGCUCAAGUAAUUUUGGCUGCCAUGAAAUCGGGUCAACUGUCAAACGACAAAGCUGCUCUUCAACUCCAGUUACUAUCAAAUACAGUUCUAGCGCUUUGCUCGGGGUCAUCUUUCUCGAAGGAUGAGGCCUCGAAUAGUUUGAAGCCCAUCACGUCAUUAGCAUUACAACUACUCUCGCUCGAGGUUCGAUGUUUGAGCUGGAAGCUGUCCGGUCAUGUCUGUGAUGAAAGCAAAGAAGUGUUCGAUCCUUUGCUUCGCUAUUUUGGUAGCUUCUCUCACCGGAGCAAGGGUAUUGAGAAGGCCGACUUUGCUACGAUCUACAAGACGAUUACCCGGUUGCAAACAUCCAUUGCGGAGGUUAAGAAGAAGACUUCGGAAACACAAAACGCCAAUCAGUCUGCGAAGCUCAUGACUAUUCUCGGUCAGCUCGCUUUCGACGCGGGCUGCUUUAACGAAUCUAUGAAGCUGUUUACACAAGCCAUUAACCCCCUCUCAAAAACUCAGUCUCUUUCGCUGGCAACAGUUCGGUGUAAAAUCGCAUCUGUCCAUUUCCAGGCCUCAAAGACAUCGAAAAAAUUCCUGGACGGAGCUUUGGAUUCUGUCUCGGAGGCGACUCAGUCUCUAGGGCUGCAAUUAAGAGGCAGCGCGAAUGAUCUAGAUGAACUGCUGGUGGAAGCUGCGAGAUUGAAGAAGCUGGCCCUUGCGUGGUUCGGAGAGGCUAUCACAAAAAGUACUGAAAGUGAGAGCGAGAAGAACGAAGUUGCUAGUCAGAUCAGAGAAUAUCUACAAGCGUUCAUCAGGUUCCUCAGACGUUAUGUCGGGCGCCAGCCAACAGAAGAUAGUGACGAAAAGGAUAUUGAGAUGUUCAACAAACGCAUUUCAAUUUCCAGGAGCAUCAUUCUAGCUGCAAUUGAUUCGGCUGUCGCAAUUGGGAAGCUCUCUAUCAUGUCUCAGAGGCCACCCUGGGAAGACAUGCUCCCAAUUUUGACUGAUUGCCACCGGCUACUUUCCACUAUCGAAACUCCCAGUGAGCCAAGCGAAGAGACAACAGAAAAUCUAGAAAUGGCACUUGUCAAGCUUUCGAACCUGUUCUGGUCUCGAUAUAUCAAAGAAAAAGAGGCUGGACAAGGUUAUCGGGAGCUUAUACCUCUUCUCAAACAAUCUACCCAGAUGCUUUCAAGCUGCUCGCCUUCUCAACGCAACACGGCAUUUGCAGCCCUUAAGUUCGAGAGAAUGGCCCAUCUGUACAUCGACGGCAAUAUGUACAUUGAAUCAGAGCAGAUGUUCCGAAAAUCGAUUGAAGAAUACAUCCUCUCUGGCACUCUGAAGCAGAUCGUCAAGAGCAGCGGAGGACACAAUCCAAGUUCGGUCAACCAGGAUCCUAAGAGUCCCAGUUUCAUGCUUGGCCGUGUAUUAUCCGCCUUCCUGAAGAUGAAGCUGCGCAGGAAGGGAUCUCACCCCUCUAUUGUCUAUGACGAUGUUGAACUAGAAUUUGAACAGAGAGGUAUUCUUCUCGAAUGGCAGAUGAACUUGCUUGUUGACAUGCAUAGCUAUUGUUCAAACGAAGAAGAGUUUCGUUUGAUGCUUGGCUCAGCUGUUUCCUCCCUCCUUGAUCUCUACCCUCCUGGUGUUUACCCUAUUCGCCAUUCUCGUGUGAUUCUCUCUGCCUUGCGGCUUCUACUGGAGCAACCUACCGCAUUGGAGUCUUCUUUAAUUGAAACGCUGCUGGAUGCAGGAACAACGGCUCUGGAUAGCGGCCUACAAGUUCGAGAUGACAUUGAUCUUGCCUCAUUUGCAAUUCAUAUAAGCAACUCAUUGCGCGUUAUCAUCGGCUUCCACCGCGGCAAAAUUGACGCAACAGAACUAGAUGAAACGCUUGCGUCGUGGACUUCACUGGCGCGCAAGUCCCAUGAUUGGAAAACACUGCUGCUUUGCAUCAAUGACACGGACUACUGGGUGUUGCAGUUAAAAGCUCUGGUCGAUUAUACUGAAAUCCACGGGCUUUGGAAAGCUCACAUGUGCACCCUGGAACUGAUAUUGCGUGCUGCGGAGCUCCAACAAUCAGGGGAUUUGUCAGACGCCAUCAUCAUUUUGUCGCGUUUGGUACUGCAGAAUUGCCGCCUGGGCUACUGUCAAAAGGCAGGUGACCUCCUCUCCCGCGGUGAGCAGUAUCUUGCUCAAACUAAGGUAUCCUCUCUUGCUACUAUCUCCUACAAAGUUUCACGAGCGGACUAUCUUCUGGAGACCGGAGAGCCUGAGAAAGCCGCCGCCGUUCUUUCAGCAGCCCGCGCACUAUACGAAAAGUGCCAGAAGUCAGAACUAAGCAACUUGACUGUACUGUCAAAAAUCUCAUGGGAAAGACUGGUAGCAGAUGCCGCCUUUGUUCAGUCCAGGUUGUUUUCCGCACAGGGCUCAGCAACCCAGGCUCUCUACUUCGCCAAAUUGUCUGUACGGCUCAACUGCCGCAUAUGGGCUAAGGUUGAGAGGCUCGCCCAAAGGAAGCAAGACAAGUUAUUGCCUGCCGCAGGAAGCUCAGAAGUUGAGGCUGUUGCUGAUGGUAUCUCGAAGCUUGACCUGUCUCAAAACGGGUCUUCCCCGGAUGUGUCUGCCAGCUACGUCCAAGGUGCGCCUUUCUGGCCGCACCUAGGUUCUCACCAUACCUGCUUGUUAAACCUCGCCACAUUAUCUGCCCACCAUGGCUUGUUCCAGGAUGCUAUCUACUAUAGCGAACAAGCGUUGAAGAUUGACAAGACCCUUGAUGCUAAUGCACGCCUCCUCGCGGCGCAGACCCAGCUCGGUUCCCAUUGGAUUAUCAGUGGGCACAUGAUUGAGGGGCAGGACCAUCUCUCUGCUGCGGCCGAGUCUUCUAAGCUAACCCAGAGAAGUAUCGAAACCGUGUCUUUCCAAAUGGCGCUUGCGUCUCUCUACAAGACGCAGGGUGCACAUGACAAGGCACUCCGAGUUCUCCUUGAAGCAGACAAAAUCAUCACAGCGGUCACCUCUGCUGAUGUGCCUGCCGGUUUAGAGGCAUCAGGCAUCGCAGAAAUCGAAGAAAAGAUGGAUAAAUUACGGGUCCGGGCAAGCAGCCGGCGUACCCCAACACCGCGAACCCCGACGCCUACUACGACGACUACCACUCGGCGGACGCGAGCAACCAGUUCCGCUGCUACCAAGACUACGAAGAAAGCCCCAGCUCCAAAACCAACCCUCCCCGAAGUUCAAUCUAAGUCCCUAUUACAACUGAAGGGCAAUAUCCUCAGACAGCAAGCUGAUUGCCUGCGAGAAUUGCGCGACUUUGAGCGAUCUGCGCAAACACUUGCAGCAGCUAGACAAUUUGCUGUAGCCCGAGAAAGCAAAAUCGCUUUGGAAAUUGGUGAAAGUGAGCAUCUGUUGGCUGAUGCGAUUCGCCGUUUUGCCAGCCACGCUGUGUACUGUGUCUUACCUGAAUCUACUAUAUCGCUACCCUCACUCAAAUCACCAAGCAAGACGGCAGAUGACCCUGCUUUACUCCCGACAAAGCCGUCGACAAGGAGAACUAGGGCUCCAGCUAAAACUACGCGCACCAAGGCUCAGCGAGCUAGUGAGGACUUUUCGGUCAUGCUGUCCAAAGCGAGCGAUUGUCUUGCCAGUGUCUUCUCCGACGCCACGAUCCUAGGCUCAACGCUUGAUAGCCAUGCAGCAUCUCGCUUGAUGAGUCGAAUCUCUAUGCUAUCACAUGCGACUUCUCCCGGGAUCCCAGCGACUCUUGCUCAGUCGCCUGCAAAUAUGAAUGAAAUUGGACGUGUUGGCGCAUUUGCCCGCGAACGUAUGGCAAUUGAUAUUGAUCGACAGCUGGCUGAUUUUGCCGAUCCCCUAUUUUGGCCAGCCUCGUUCCCCUCAGCUGUCGAGCUGGACAGUGAUCUUUGCUCCAACUUUACUCAGGAUUAUGUUGAUAUUCUGCCCGAAUCUUGGAAUGUUCUCUCUUUGUCAUUGAGUGCAGACCGUACCGAAUUUGUGGUUUCACGACUCCAAAAAGACCGCUCACCAUUCCUUUUGCGUCUUCCCCUCCACCGAGGAAAUUCGGAAGAUGACGAGGAAGAGCAGUUUACUUUCGAGGAUGGAAAAGAGGAAAUGCAAGAACUCAUCAAGCUUGCCAACGAAAGUGCACAUGCAGCUAAGGCCCAGACGGAUAAGCUGUCGAAGAAGGAAUGGUGGAAGACUCGCGAGGCACUCGAUCGUCGGAUGGAAAACGUCCUCCAGAACAUUGAGAACAUAUGGUUUGGAGGAUUCCGCGGUGUCUUCUCGCCGUUGUCGCGGGAGACCACCGCGCUAGCCCGGUUUGCGAGUACCUUCCAAAGCAUCCUUGACAAGCAUCUUCCUUCUCGGCAGAAAGGUGGCAAGGCCGAUGGACCCCGGCUCACUCUACAUCAGAAUGUAGUUGAUUUGUUCAUUGGGCUUCGUGAUCUUGAAGAGCAAGAAGAGCCCGAAGACACGCUGAUGGAUCUUCUUUACUUUGUUGUGGAUAUCCUACAAUUUCAGGGCGAGCGCAAUGCCUACGACGAGAUCGACUUCGACAUGAUGGUCGUAGAUACGCUCGAUGCCUUGCGAGGCUACCACGAAGCUGCACGCGAUGAACUUGUGGCCCGGCCGCCGAGACACACAAUCCUCGUGCUCGAUAAAGCUCUCCACCUGUUCCCGUGGGAGUCACUUCCCUGUCUUCAAGGAUACCCUGUUUGUCGCGUCCCAUCCCUCGAGUGCCUCCGGGACCGCGUCCUUCAAUUCCGCAAGGCAUCCUCUGGAGCCAUCCUAGACCGCAAAUCCGGGGCAUUCGUCCUUAACCCAACCGGCGACCUGCGCACAACACAAACUACCUUCGAAAAUGACCUCUCCCAGUUCAAAUCCUGGACUCCAAUCGUCCAACGGGAACCAACCGAAGACGAAUUCCGCAACGCGCUAGAGAAGAAGGAUCUAUUCCUCUACUUCGGCCACGGUAGCGGCGCGCAGUACAUCCGCGGCCGCACGGUCAAGCGACUCACACAAUGCGCGGUCACUUUCCUCAUGGGAUGUAGCAGUGGCACUUUGACCGAAGCCGGCGAGUAUGAGCCCUACGGCACGCCGAUGAAUUAUCUUCACGCGGGCAGUCCUGCGCUCGUGGCUACGCUGUGGGAUGUCACGGAUCGAGAUAUUGAUCGGUUUACCACGACUGCCUUUGAUGCCUGGGGUCUUGUCGAGAAGAAGGAUAGGAAGGAUAAGAGUCGCGAAGAGGAUGUUGGGCUUGACACGGCAAUUGCUCGUUCGAGAGGUGCUUGUGUGUUGAAGUAUUUGAAUGGUGCAGCACCCGUUGUUUAUGGAGUUCCGGUGUUUUUAGAGUGA
Messenger RNA from Penicillium coprophilum, 6198 nucleotides. RefSeq names its product C50 family peptidase. The transcript is spliced from 2 exons. Bases 1 to 6198 code for a protein of 2065 amino acids. Gene Ontology annotation, biological process: meiotic chromosome separation; proteolysis. Gene Ontology annotation, molecular function: cysteine-type endopeptidase activity; protein binding. Lineage: Eukaryota; Fungi; Ascomycota; Eurotiomycetes; Eurotiales; Aspergillaceae. The record is from RefSeq and is a predicted model, not a curated record. Gene Ontology annotation, cellular component: mitotic spindle; centrosome; cytoplasm.